Messenger RNA from Schistocerca americana (American grasshopper), 1374 nucleotides. RefSeq lists its product as uncharacterized. The transcript is spliced from 4 exons. The record is from RefSeq and is a predicted model, not a curated record. NCBI's taxonomy places the organism in Eukaryota, Metazoa, Arthropoda, Insecta, Orthoptera, Acrididae. The coding region runs from base 1 to 1374 and encodes 457 amino acids.
AUGAAUUGUUCGGAGCAGGAGCGACUAGAAAAACGUGUUCGAUAUUACCACUGCCAUCGCUCUUUCAAUUUCAAUUCUAAAGGAACAGGUGCCAGGCGUGUCAAAAGUAUGGGCACGAAUAAAAUAGGCAGUACUUGUCCAUCCAACAUGCAAGUGACAAUAACAGAGGACAAAUGCUGCUUAAAAUUUUUUCCAAAACAUAUGGGACACACCCAAGAUGUUGGAAGAACAUUUCUGCAUGGGAACGAGAGGGCAGAGUUGGCAGGACGGCUGUCACAGGGUGUUCCUGUUGGACGAGUCUUACAAGAUGUCCGAAGUGCACCAAUCGCUGCAAGUGUGGAGAGAAUCCAUCUCCUUGAGAAAAAAGAUUUGCAUAAUAUAAAAAGGGAUUUUGAUAUUGGUUAUGCAACGAAGAAGCAUGAAAAUGAUGCAGUGAGUGUGAAAUUGUGGGUUGAAGAAAUGAAGAGACAAAGUGACAACCCAGUACUGUAUUUCAAGCAGCAAAAACAAGUGGAUCCUAAUUUUCAAGAUGAAGACUUCAUUCUUAUUAUCAUGACAGACUUUCAGGACGAACAACUUCUAAAGUAUGGAGAAGAUAAAAUAUGUGUGGAUGGCUCUCAUGGCAUGACUGCAUACGAUUUUCAACUUUUUACUAUUGUCGUUGUUGAUAGGUAUGGUGCUGGAAUGCCAGUUGCAUUUUGUUUUUCAAAUAGGGGAGACAUGUGCUUACUGUCUUUUUAUUUCAAAUGUGUGAGAGAAAGGGUGGGCACUGUAAAGACCAAUGUGUUUAUGUCUGACGAUGCACCAGCAUUUUAUAAUGCAUGGUCAGCAGAGAGUGAACAGUGUUCCUUGCCCUCUAGUGCAGACAAUGAAUAUGUGUCAGCAUUGCUUUCUGGCAAUUCAGAAAAAUCUGCUGACACAUUUGAACAGGAUGUGAUGUCUCACUGUGAAACUAUAGUUGCACUCAGCAAAGGAACACAGUGUGGACAGGAGACUAAGGCCAAAGUAUUGAAGGAUCUGAAGAAGAUCAUUGCAAUUGAUGAUGGUGCUGAAGAAAAUGGCUUCAAGGGAUGUGAGCAUGAGGGUUCAUUUUUUAAUAACUGCGCUUCAGCAAUUGAUGAUGGUGCCGAAGAAAAUGGCUUCAAGGGAUGUGAGCAUGAGGGUUCAUUUUUUAAUAACUGCGCUUCAGCAAUUGAUCAUGGUGCCGAAGAAAAUGGCUUCAAGGGAUGUGAGCAUGAACUUCAGACUUUAGUAGAGAAAUUUAGUGGAUCUGAGGGAUAUGUCAAUAUCAGUGAUGCACUGUUCACAGAAAGUGCAUCAACUAGCAUAACUGAAGUCGAACAAGAGCUUCAGCAAGAAGGGCAUCAAGAAUAG